AUGAAUCACCGAAUGCCUGUCGGUCCAUUCACGAGACAAUAUCCUCAAGAGAAUCAAUACUAUGGCGGCAUGAACCAAAGAGAACGUAACUAUUCAUAUGACAUGCGUCGUCAAAAUGAGCAAAUGAAUAGACAGCUGAGAUGGGAACAACCAAAUCCACAACCAUUCUUCCAAAAGAAUCAACCACCAUCAUGGGCUGAUGUUCAAGGACCAACUGGAUCAGGAGUCAAUCCACGUCAUCAACAUCAUCAAUCUCCAACUAAAUUCGAUUUUCCACAAGCAGAAUCAUGGGGAGAAGUUCAAACUGAACAGGAUGGAAAUGACGACAUCUUCAGCACCAUGACUCAUUGGAUACCACCAAGCCAAUGGAAGAAAGCCAAUGGUCAACGACAGAUUCAGAAUCAGAAUCAGAUUCAAUCGCCGAUUUUCCAUUCACCACCAGCACCAGCACCACAAACUCCCGUUCAAAAGGAUGACGUCUUCGAGAACAUGUGUGAAUGGAAGGUUCCAUCUGCUUCUCAAAUGUCAAUUGAUCUCAUGACUCCAUCGUUCCCAGUCUAUUCGAAUCGUGCUCAUUCUCUUGAAUCUCCAACAACAUCAAUGGAAUCAUCGGAGGAAAAGAACAGCUGGAAGACUCUUGAAGCUAUUCUCAAUCCAAAAUCAAGCCGUUCUCCAUCGGUCUCUGAAUCGGAAUUCUCGACACAAAUUGAUCAAAUUGGAUACUGGAACACCUCAAACUUGCCACAAUUCUAA
Caenorhabditis remanei is the source of this 753-nucleotide messenger RNA. RefSeq lists its product as uncharacterized. The transcript has a single exon. The record is from RefSeq and is a predicted model, not a curated record. Bases 1 to 753 code for a protein of 250 amino acids. Lineage: Eukaryota; Metazoa; Nematoda; Chromadorea; Rhabditida; Rhabditidae.